Molecule: messenger RNA, 1719 nt
Organism: Puccinia triticina
Lineage: Eukaryota; Fungi; Basidiomycota; Pucciniomycetes; Pucciniales; Pucciniaceae
Exons: 5
Coding region: 1-1719 (572 amino acids)
Biological process (GO): eisosome assembly; negative regulation of protein kinase activity; endocytosis
Cellular component (GO): eisosome filament; plasma membrane
Molecular function (GO): lipid binding
Source: RefSeq, a predicted model, not a curated record
AUGGAUCUCCAGCUGUCACGCGGCCGGAUCACACCAAAACCCACCAGCAGCCCACACAGCCCACCAGCGAUGGCCUCCUUCCUCAGCGACGCCAAGGCCCGCAUCCAGCACACCAACAAGCUCUCCCUGGCCCCAAAGGACAUCCGCAACCUGGCAGAGAUCAUCUCCACCGAGAAAAACGUCCUCUCCGCAUCCUCGCGGCUGUCCGUCGACUAUCGCAAGGCCGCAGACGCACUCAAGGAAUGGGGGCUCAACGAGGGCGACGACCUGGCCGACAUCCUGCCCAAGCUGGCCAUCCUGCUCGGCCACCUCGCCGACGCCCAGUCGCGCUUCUCCGACCACGACGGCACCUACCGCAUCCACUUCAAGAGCAUCCGCAUGCGCGAGGAGGCCCUCGCCGCACUCAAGAAGAGCAGGGAGACCAUCCAGGCUAAAAUCACCGCCCUGGAGAAAAAGAUCACCAAGAUGAGCAGCGAGAACAAGGACCUGCCCGCGCUGACCACCCGGCUACAGGAGGCUCGCUCCGAGCUGAUCAGUCUGGAGAACUCGGUAGCCAUCGAGGAGGCCCGGCUCUCAGACUUCAAGCGCGAGACGGUGCGGGAAGGGCUCGGAUUGCGGCUGGGGGCGAUGCUCGAGCUGGCGGAGAAGAUGACGAUCGUGUGCGAGUUCGGGAAGAUGCUGACGGCGGAGGUGCCGGUGGAACGGACGGCGCCGGGCACGGCUCGGCAGCCGUACUGUGCGGCCAACAAGACCCAGAGCGUGGUGGAGGAGGCCCAGAGAUGCUUGACCCAGGUGGUCUUCAACCCCUCCCAUUCGGCCGCCCCCGCCCAUCCGGCCACCAUCGAGGACCACGCCGAGGGCGGGCCGGCCGCCUCCUCCUCCAAGUCCCCCCACUCCGAAUCCGAGCAUCCUGCAAGCCUCCACCAGGCCUCACACCCCCCCUCAGACGCCUCCCACAGCCUGCCCAUGGAGCUCCCCCCGCUGUACUUCAGCCAGCCCGCCCCGAACGAUCCGCCGCUCGACUCAUCCGCCCGAACUGCGCCCAGCAGCAGCUCAGCACACCAUCCCAACAGCGCCCCUGGCCCCGUCUACGCCCCGCAUGACAACUACUCCUCCUCGUUGCCGUACACCGCCCAGGCCUCAUCGGAGGCCCAUCUGCCCACCCACCACGGCGGCUACAACUCCGUCGCCGAGCCCGGCACGACCAGCCCGCCUCUAUCCGCAGCAGCAGCAGCAGGAUCCCAGGGUAGUCCCACCGGCAUGGCCGCCCGUCUGUCGCGCACCCCGGCAGAGAUCCCGGGCGCCGAGUCGCACGACCGGCCGUCGUACAUCGAGAACGUGUUCUAUGUCCGCGGCUUGAACGGCGCCCCCCUGUCCGCCGGCCCGGGCCACCCCAGCGAGCCCGUGUACUCGCCCAGCUCGCUCUACUCGCCCCCGCCGAGUGCCCACAACAAGCCAUCCUCGGACGCCGCAGGAGGAGGAGGCCCGGGCCAGGCCGGCGGGCACGGUCUGCAACACCCGUCCCUUGACAGCAGUCCCCGGCCCUACCCCGGCUCCUCCCUCGUCGAGCCCGACCCCCCAUCCACCAACGUGCCUCGCUCGCUUGGCCCCGCACACGCGUUCGGCGCCGACGACCACGGCUCGGCCGUCGUCCAGCCCCUCCAGAUCAAUAAACGCGACACCGCAACAGGCCUCGAGAUCAGUCGAAGGAACUCCUAA